Molecule: messenger RNA, 2066 nt
Organism: Oncorhynchus masou masou (cherry salmon)
Lineage: Eukaryota; Metazoa; Chordata; Actinopteri; Salmoniformes; Salmonidae
Product: endothelial zinc finger protein induced by tumor necrosis factor alpha-like
Exons: 8
Coding region: 94-1803 (569 amino acids)
Biological process (GO): regulation of transcription by RNA polymerase II
Cellular component (GO): nucleus
Molecular function (GO): RNA polymerase II cis-regulatory region sequence-specific DNA binding; DNA-binding transcription factor activity, RNA polymerase II-specific
Source: RefSeq, a predicted model, not a curated record
GACGACACCGAGGCGGAAGCCGGAAGAAAAACAACAACCAGUUUGUUUCAUAUUCUGAGCUUCUUCUUUUUUUAAAGAGCACUACUAUAUACAAUGGACGUGGUGGAGACCAAACUCCCAGGGUCCCCUGGGCCCAAAGGUAUCCAUGGGGACCAAGUAACGCAGACCCUGAGGGGGGUGAAGCAGGAGGACUGUGGGCCCCUAACAACACCCCUAACAACGUACCUGAAUUUUGCCCAUGUGAAAACAGAAGAAGAGGAGGAAGAGAUAUGGGGUGUGGCUCACCCAAGUACAGGGUUCUUCAACGUCAAGAAGGAGGAAGAGGAAGAAGCCAUAGUAUAUCCUAUACAGACUAAUGACAACCCAAGCCCCACUUCUGACAUUACCAGUCAUAGUUCUGAUGACUCCAGCCCUGACAAUGGCCCUAGAGCCACCCCUGACAAUGGCCCUCGAGCCACCCCUGACAAUGGCCCUCGAGCCACCCCUGACAAUGGCCCUCGAGCCACCCCUGACAAUGGCCCUAGAGCCACCCCUGACAAUGGCCCUCGAGCCAGCCCUGACAAUGGCCCUCGAGCCACCCCUGACAAUGGCCCUCGAGCCACCCCUGACAAUGGCCCUCGAGCCACCCCUGACAAUGGCCCUCGAGCCACCCCUGACAAUGGCCCUCGAGCCACCCCUGACAAUGGCCCUAGAGCCACCCCUGACAAGAACAACCCCCACCAUAACAGCGACCCCAGGUCUGGCCCUGCCAGUGGAGGGGCAUCGGACAAGGACCCUGCAUCCAGAGAGGAAGAUGAGGAGGGAGAGGAGAGGAGCACCCAGAUCUCAGCAAACCCAGGGACUAAGCCCAACAAGACCAAAGGCGGUCAUCAGAGGCCGUUCCCCUGCUCGAGGUGUGGGAAGCGUUUAUCCACCACUGUUAGCUUAGACAAACACCAGGUCAUCCACACCCGACUGAGACCGUACCCCUGCUCCGUACCGGCCUGCGCCAAGAGGUUCUGCUCACCAGCCGAGCUGAAGAGACACACACUCACACACACAGGAGAGAGACCCUUCCCCUGUCCAGACUGUGACAAGAGCUUCACCAUACUGGCUGCUUUAAAGACCCACCAGAGAACACACACAGGAGAGAGACCUUACGUCUGUGAGGUGUGUGGCAAGGGCUUCGCCCAAACGGGGAACCUGAAAUCCCACGAGCGCAGGCACACCGGAGAGAGACCGUUCUGCUGCUCCUUCUGUGGGAAGACAUUUGUGGAGUCUGGCCAUCUGAAGAAGCACCAGCGUAUCCAUACCGGAGAGAAACCGUACCACUGCAGCAGCUGCCCCAUGAAGUUCCCUUCCUCCAGCGAGCUCCGGGUCCAUGAGAAGAUCCAUAGUCAGGACAAGCCUCACAGCUGUUCCUACUGCGACAAGGCAUUCAAACAGCUGUCCAACCUCAAGCUCCACCAGAGAAUACACUCUGACCAGAAGCCGUACGCCUGCUCCUACUGCGACAAGGCAUUCCGUGCUCAGGGGACCUUAAAGGUGCACCUGAGGACUCACACAGGAGAGAGGCCUUACCCCUGCUUCGACUGUGACAAGCGUUUCAUCACGUCCUCAGAGUUGAAGGUGCACCAGAGGAUUCACACAGGAGAGAAGCCCUUCUACUGCUACGACUGUGGGAAGAGUUACUAUCAGCUGAAGCAGCUGAAGGAACAUAUGAAGUUCAACCCGGACCACAGCACCACGCGUAGCGGACUCAAUAACAUAGAGGACGAGGACAAGCUCUACUCUACGUCACGUGAUGAUGUAACGAUGUCUUGAUUUCUUUCUUUUUUUAGUUGGCUAGAAACUUUUAUUUUAAUUUUAUUUAACUAGGCAAGUCAGUUAAGAACAAAUUUGUAUUUAUAAUGACGGCCCACCCCGGCCAAACCAGGACGACGCUGGGCCAAUUGUGCGCUGCACUAUGGGACUCCCAGUCACGGCCGGAUGUGAUACAGCCUGGAUUCAAACCAGGGACUGUAGUGAUGCCUCUUGCACUGAAAUGCAGUGCCUUAGACCGCUGUGCCACUCAGAAGCCCCCUAUA